This is a messenger RNA of Rubroshorea leprosula, 2057 nucleotides long. Lineage: Eukaryota; Viridiplantae; Streptophyta; Magnoliopsida; Malvales; Dipterocarpaceae. The record is from the annotation of a GenBank genome assembly.
GUGUGGCUUUUCGAAACAGAAUAAUCCUAGAAAAUUUACAAAAAGGCGAAAAGGGCCGUAGAGAAAAAAUACUACGAAUUAUAGGUUCAUUUGGAAGUUUUUGAGAUAAAAAGGUUAAUUUGAAUGGCGUCUGGACUCCAUAAAGAUUUAAUCUUAGUGAUAUUGCAGUUCCUCAAUGAGAAAGGGUUCAAAGAAACCGCUCACAUGCUUGAGCAAGAAUCAGGGCUUUUCUUUAACAUGGAGCAUUUUGAGGAGCUGGUUCUUAACGGGGAUUUGGAUGAGGUUGAGAAGUGUCUUUCCGGGUUCAGUACAUGGGAUCAUAAUAGUUCAUCAAAGAAGAUCUUUUUCGAAAUCCGAAAGCUGAAAUACCUUGAGGCAUUAAACAGGGAUGAUAAGGUCACUGCUAUUGAUAUCCUUCAGAAUGAUCUGAAAGUUUUUGCUUCUUCUAAUGAAGAUUUGUACAAGGAGCUCACUCAGAUUGUAACCUUGGAUAACUUCAGGGAGAAUGCGCAUUGUGGGGAUCUAAAUGCUGCAAGAGAAAUUAUGCUGGUUGAGAUCAAGAAGCUUAUUGAGGCAAAUUCUCUUUUCAGUCUAGAUAAGUUAGUGUUACCUGACAUGGAAAGUAACAGGUUACAAAUGCUCAUCAAUCAAAGCUUAAACUGGCAGCACUCUCUUUGUUCGAAUCCCUUGCCAAAUCCUGAAGCAAGAACUAUUUUCGUGGAUCAUAAAUGUACAAGCUCCACUGGUCAAUCUAGUACAAAUCCAAAUCCAGCUGAUGUGUUAGAGGAUCAUGAAGAUCCUAAUAGUAUUUCAACAUCAAGCGAUUCUGAUAGCAUGUCAACAGCAACACCUUCUACAUCUGUUGAUGAGACAACUUUUACUGGAGAAAACCAAAGUCAGAAUUCCUUGGCACUUAACACAAUUGAUGACUUGCCCAAAUUUGUUGUCCGGACAAUGAAUUUUCGAUCAUUACCCACAAGCAUGGACUUUCAUCCUAUUCAACACUCACUGCUUCUGGUUGGAACGGAUAUUGGGGACAUUAGGUUGAGGGAAGUGAGAACUAACGAAACAAUGGCUUCGGUAAAUUUUCAGCCAGAUUUUAUAAGAGUAUCUCGUCUUUCAGUUAGACGAAUUUUAUGGAGCCCUGAUGGUUCAUUAUUUGGAGUUGCUUAUUCUAUGCACAUGGUGCAAUUGUUCAGAUAUUUUGGACGAGGUGAUAUCCGACUUCAUUUGCAGAUUGAGCCUCACAUUGGCAGUGUAAAUGAUAUAGCAUUUUGCAUCCCCGCUAGGCAGCUAUACGCUAUUACUUGUGGCGAUGACAAGACAAUCAAGGUGUGGGACACUGCUACUGGUGCUCAAUUGCAUGUAUUUGAAGGUCAUGAGGCUCCUGUAUAUUCUGUCUGUGCUCCUAACAAUGAAAAUUUUCAUUUUUUCUUUUCAACAUCAAUAGAGGGAAAGAUAAAUACAUGGUUGUAUGACCAUGCUCGAUCUAUAGAUGAUUGUUAUGCACCUGGUCGCUCCUGUUCGAGAAUGUCAUAUAGUUCUGAUGAGAAAAGAUUGUUCUCGUGUGGGACUACAAGGGAAGGUGAAUCAUACAUGGUUGAAUGGAAUGAAAAUGAAGGAACCGUUAAGAGAGCCUACCAAGGGUUUAACAACCGUUCCUUAGAAGUUGUACAGUUUGACACUUCUAGGGAUCACUAUUUGGCUGCUGGUGAUGACUACCUUGUUAAAUUCUGGGACAUGGACAAGUCAACUGUCCUGGCAACUACCAAUGCUGAGGGAGGACUAAUGGCAACUCCACGCAUUCGAUUUAACAAGGAGGGCUCUCUGUUAGCUGUUUCCGCAAGUGGCAACAGAAUAAAAAUCCUGGCAACAAUGGAUGGCCUUUCGUUGAUGAGUAUCUGUGAAAGCUAUGCACCUGCUGCCUCGUGAAAGCCCCGCACGUUCAGCAUAUAGACGUGCAGCAUCGGAGACCCAUGUGCAGUUUCACCAAGAUAGGUUCAGCUUGCCACCAACACCAUAUGACACCCUUGUCAAGACCCUAGUCAGUUUGCAAU